This is a messenger RNA of Phyllotreta striolata, 96 nucleotides long. NCBI's taxonomy places the organism in Eukaryota, Metazoa, Arthropoda, Insecta, Coleoptera, Chrysomelidae. The record is from the annotation of a GenBank genome assembly.
AUGUGUACUAGGAGUGUAUUAAGGAAUUUAAUUAUGAUUGAUUACAACUCUCGAUAUCUCUGCUUCAUAUUUAUUACUGAAAAUCCAAAACCUUGA